AUGUUUUCUAUAGGUGCAAGCAUCACAGCCUCUCACAGCCUAGGAAGAGACAAGAAGGAAGGGAGGGGGAAAACAUUUCACCUUGUGUGCCUCUCUCAGGAAGGAAAAUUUUUCUCAGAAGCCCCGAGAGAUUUCCUCUGAUCCCAGCCAGAACUGCUCGACUGGCCAACUCUGCCUGCAAGAAGACUGAGCACCAUCACUAUGUGGACCUCUUUGAUCGGGUUCACUAAACCUCACAGGGCCGCCUUCCCCGCGUUCCAGUUAGCAACGGGCCCUCAGCGCCGCGGACACAGCGCAACCUCCGACGCCACAGAACAAUAGCUCCUCGAUGCGUCUCCGGAGAUGUCAAGGAGGAACGAACCCAGCGGCCAGGAGACUGCGCCUCACGACUGAAGAGAGGGAGGGCAUCGGUUUCUAAGUUCUCAAAACUUACAGGAUUCAAGAUGACCAACGAAGAACCUCUUCCCAAGAAGGUUCGAUUGAGUGAAACAGACUUCAAAGUUAUGGCAAGAGAUGAGUUGAUUCUAAGAUGGAAACAAUAUGAAGCAUAUGUACAAGCUUUGGAGGGCAAGUACACAGAUCUUAACUCUAAUGAUGUAACUGGCCUAAGAGAGUCUGAAGAGAAACUAAAGCAACAACAGCAGGAGUCUGCACGCAGGGAAAACAUCCUUGUAAUGCGACUAGCAACCAAGGAACAAGAGAUGCAAGAGUGUACUACUCAAAUCCAGUACCUCAAGCAAGUCCAGCAGCCGAGCGUUGCCCAACUGAGAUCAACAAUGGUAGACCCAGCGAUCAACUUGUUUUUCCUAAAAAUGAAAGGUGAACUGGAACAGACUAAAGACAAACUGGAACAAGCCCAAAAUGAACUGAGUGCCUGGAAGUUUACGCCUGAUAGCCAAACAGGGAAAAAGUUAAUGGCGAAGUGUCGAAUGCUUAUCCAGGAGAAUCAAGAGCUUGGAAGGCAGCUGUCCCAGGGACGUAUUGCACAACUUGAAGCAGAGUUGGCUUUACAGAAGAAAUACAGUGAGGAGCUUAAAAGCAGUCAGGAUGAACUGAAUGACUUCAUCAUCCAGCUUGAUGAAGAAGUAGAGGGUAUGCAGAGUACCAUUCUAGUUCUGCAGCAGCAGCUGAAGGAGACACGCCAGCAGUUGGCUCAGUACCAGCAGCAGCAGUCUCAGGCCUCUGCCCCAAGUACCAGCAGGACUACAGCUUCUGAACCUGUAGAACAGUCAGAGGCCACAAGUAAAGACUGCAGCCGUCUGACAAACGGACCAAGUAAUGGUAGCUCCUCCCGCCAGAGGACGUCUGGGUCUGGAUUUCACAGGGAGGGCAACACAACCGAAGAUGACUUUCCUUCUUCUCCAGGGAAUGGUAAUAAGUCCUCCAACAGCUCAGAGGAGAGAACUGGCAGAGGAGGUAGUGGUUACGUAAAUCAACUCAGUGCGGGGUAUGAAAGUGUAGACUCUCCCACGGGCAGUGAAAACUCUCUCACACACCAAUCAAAUGACACAGACUCCAAUCAUGACCCUCAAGAGGAGAAAGCAGUGAGUGGGAAAGGUAACCGAACUGUGGGUUCCCGCCACGUUCAGAAUGGCUUGGACUCAAGUGUAAAUGUACAGGGUUCAGUUUUGUAAUAUUUUUUCAGCAAAUUUUUAUACAGUGUCAUUUAAUUUGGGAGAGGAUACUGUCCAGAAAAUUAAUGCAUACUUUUGUCACAAUUUGCCUUUUUGUGGGUGUAUGUUUUGUUUUUUUUUUGUUGUUUUUUUCUGUUUUGUUUUUUUUUUUUGUUUUUUUUUUUGCUUCAAUACCUCUGCCCCUUUGGAAAUUGUAACAGUUAAUUACUUUGUUGCUAAAAGGACAUUUUGUGUAGGGUCAAGUUAUUUUUAUAUGAGUUAAUGUGAAAUUGUAAAUGGAAAUUUUUCCUUAAAAUAUAACACAAUGACGUCUGUAUAAAUCUAUGUCUAUGUAGAAUCUGUGCUGUGUAAGGGCAUUCUUACUCAUGCUGUUACUGUACUUAUGCACCAUUCAGACUUGUUAGAGUAGAUGUGGGUUUAUGACUGCCAAGUUUGCCCAGUACAGUAGUUUUUUAUCACUAAAAGUUGGACUCAUUGAUGGAGUCCUGUAGUAGUUUCAGUGUUAGAUACAGUUUUUUCCACCAUACAUCUGUGCAUUUUCUCUUUAGGUGACUGUUUAAGAAAUUUGUGUGCAUAGUUACUCAGUUUUUAUGAACUGUUGUAUCCUGUUAAUGCAUAUUGCUCUGUGACUCCAGUAUAUCUUACCUGUACUGACCAAACCUAAAUAAAGAUUUUUAUUGUAACUCCUUAA
Messenger RNA from Symphalangus syndactylus (siamang), 2325 nucleotides. It is a transcript of the gene WTAP, whose product is annotated as WT1 associated protein. Gene Ontology annotation, cellular component: nucleus. Gene Ontology annotation, biological process: mRNA modification; regulation of alternative mRNA splicing, via spliceosome. NCBI's taxonomy places the organism in Eukaryota, Metazoa, Chordata, Mammalia, Primates, Hylobatidae. The record is from RefSeq and is a predicted model, not a curated record.